Solea solea (common sole) is the source of this 4259-nucleotide messenger RNA. It is a transcript of the gene iffo1b, whose product is annotated as intermediate filament family orphan 1b. The transcript is spliced from 9 exons. The coding region runs from base 425 to 2317 and encodes 630 amino acids. The record is from RefSeq and is a predicted model, not a curated record. NCBI's taxonomy places the organism in Eukaryota, Metazoa, Chordata, Actinopteri, Pleuronectiformes, Soleidae.
CCCGCAGCACCUGCUCCUGCCUGAGCUCAGCUCGCAUCUUGUUGCCAGAACUUCAGAGACGCGGUGACUGUGGAUUUCUUUGUUAUUUAUUCACGCUCUGCAUCAUUUUCCCCCCUCAUUUCUUUGCUUUUUUGUAACCAGAACAUUUCGCCGGGGUGAAGACGUAACGUUGCCGCACUGUGCAGCUCAUCUGGAGGAUGUUUAUUUGUCGUGGAUCUCCAGAGAGCUGUGAUUCAUCGUCAGCGGACGUUAAGACUUGUGAGCUUUAAGGAUAAAAUUGUUAUUUAGAAGCUGAUCCACUAUCGGGUGACUGUUACUAUCGGCGCUCACGUCUCCCUGCGUUUUUCCAGCUAAGUAUUAUUAUUAUUAUUAUUCAUCCAUCAUUAGAGAUUCUGUUGUAACAAGACAUUCGCCGUCCGUGUUCAUGCCAGAUCUGCAGCGCUUUAGUUUUCCAUACUAUAGCAUGAAUCCAUUGUUGGGGACCAACGCGCAUCUCCAUCAGCAUCCACAGCAGAUCCACUCUCCCGGACACCCCGACUCUCCCUCAGGUCUCCUGCCCGACGCCGUGUUCGGUGGACCGGACACAGCCUCCUUUUUCCUGGGUGAGCAGGGAGGCCCAGGGCCUGAUCAGCCGGGGCCUGACUUCACCACCGCGCCCUCCCAGACCUCACCUUACCGCCACCACAACCACAGCAGCCUUUACCAGCAGCACCGCGCCGCGCCGCAUCCUCCCGCAGCCAUGGCUCUCAGAAACGACCUGGGAUCAAACAUCAGCGUCCUCAAAACCCUCAACCUGAGGUUCAGAUGCUUUUUAGCCAAAGUGCACGAACUAGAGCGCAGAAAUAAGAUCUUAGAGAAGCAGCUGCAACAGGCACUGGAUUCCAACCAGGGCUGUCAGGGUGGAUGCUGUGGGAACAGGGCUCAUACCCAGGAAGCAGGUGUGCAGACUGGAUUUGUUGGUACCAUACCUCUCAGGCCCGGCUCCCUCCCCUUCCACAACACCAACAACUCAGCCAGGAGACCUACAACACUCUUCACAACCCCUCUCACUGAGAACACCAGUUCAACCCAAACAAACACAAGUAACCCAUCCAUCACCAUCAGCCACUGCUCCCCCUGUAUGGACUCUCCUGGCUUCAGCUCUAAAGCAGUCUCAAACUCGGGCAACUGCACCAACCCUCCUCCAAGGUUCCUUCCGGGCACCAUCUGGUCAUACAACCACACGCGCAAGUUUGGCGCUGGUGCGGAGCGUCUGACCAGCCCUGGAGUGUCCUGGGUGCACCCGGAUGGAGUCGGGGUCCAGAUCGAUACCAUCACCCCCGAGAUAAGAGCACUGUAUAAUGUCCUGGCCAAAGUGAAGAGGGAGAGAGAUGAGUAUAAACGCAGAUGGGAAGAAGAAUACACUAUGAGGAUGGAUCUGCAGCAGAAGAUUGCAGACCUACAAGAGGACCUGCAGGAGAGUGAAGGCUGUCAGGAUGAGCUGGCUCUCAGAGUUCAGCAGCUGAAGGGAGAGCUGGUUCUCUUCAAAGGUCUCAUGAGCAAUAACUUGUCUGAGCUGGACAGUAAGAUCCAGGAGAAAGCCAUGAAGGUGGACAUGGACAUUUGUCGCAGGAUUGACAUCACGGCUCGUCUCUGUGACGUAGCUCAGCAGAGGAACUGUGAGGAUGUGAUCCAGAUGUACCAGGUGCCGAACAGCCAGUCAUCCUUAAACUGCCGCCGGAAACAAACUCCCCUGUCGUUUAACGGGAGCGAGUGCGACGAGCCUGUGAGCACCUCUGAAAGCGACGGGGGCGUGGCCAAGGACGAGGAGCACUGUGGCUCAUCAGCCAAUCAGAUCAAUGAGGAGAUGCAGAGGAUGCUGAACCAUCUGCGUGAAUGUGAGUUUGAGGAUGACUGUGACAGUCUGGCCUGGGAGGAGACUGAAGAAACACUGCUCCUCUGGGAGGACUUCCCAGGAUGCACUCUGCCUCCUGACCCCGCCCACCCACCAGGGGAGGAGGACACUCUGGAAAAGGUGAUAAACGACACAGAGUGUCUGUUUAAGUCCCGAGAGAAGGAAUACCAAGAGACAAUUGACCAGAUUGAGCUGGAGCUGGCCACGGCAAAGAGUGACAUGAACCGACACCUGCAUGAGUACAUGGAGAUGUGCUCGAUGAAGAGAGGCCUGGAUGUUCAGAUGGAGACCUGCAGGAGACUCAUCACACAGAGUGGAGACAGUAACUCUGCAGCGCCGUCGUCCUCUGACGAAAGUGAUCACAAAGAAAACGACAAGUCGUCGGCGUCUCCACCUUCUUCCUCGAGCACUGGCAGAUCCUGACACCUCCUCACACUGGCAAUAACAGAGGCUGUGGUCAUGUGACCUCGGCUGCAUCCAGCUAUACCACACCCACACGAUAUAUACCCAUGGCUAUGGCAACACCAUGUUUACAUAUGUACCUCUCCAUUUAAUGACUCAUAUCAUUCACUCUAGUGCUGCCGGUGCGAAUCAGCUUUGGUGUGAGUUGCAGCAAAGCUGGAUGACGCUUGACGAUUGCAAAUUUACCGUAAGUCACUGGGAUGAGGUCACUGUGAUACAGCGAGGCAGUGCAUUGCUGCAGGAAAGCUGAGCAUGACUUAUUCACUCCACACUCAGCAACAAACACUUGUUAACCUGGGCGUCUCUAUGUUCAUCCAUGAGCUUGCACCUUUAAAUAAUCGUGUAUUGUACAGGAAUCCUGACAGCUUUAGGGCCAACUCCACCAACUAUCCAGUCCUUUCAUUUCUCUUAACAAACCAACAAAAACACAGUAGGCAGAUGUCAGUCUAACAGUGUGGCAGCAGUAGGUUGAACUGGAAUUGAGCCAUGGGAGAGAAACUGAUGGGUGUCAAAUGUGAGAUUGGUAUUGAUAAUGGUGAGUUUGAGUUUUUAGAGCCUGAUAAAUGUCAUGAUUCAGCAUUUUACUGCCUUCCAGCUGCAGAUUCACUGCUUGCUUUGUAUCUGUGUCAUUUAAACCAUGGGCAAAGCUAAAGGCUAAACCUAAAUAAGUCAUAACAUCUGCGCAAAUAAAAUUCAAUUAUUUAAAAUAAACAAAAACAUGAGCGGCGUAUAAACUGGAGCAGCAGGGGCUGUAUGUCUGCUUCCCAACAUGACAAUAUUGUUGGGUAUAAUACUCAAACAUGUCGAUCUUGUCGGUCUAAUGAUUAUUUAUUGGUCCCUUUCAGGUUCAUUCCCUGAAUUCAAUCAGUUUGACCAUAUUGUCUGAUACUGAUGUGCUUUGCAUUUUGUGGCUAAACUAAAAAUACUGUUAUAAUGUUUCCACUACACUUAAAACAAAUCUCUGCGGCUCCUAUACAGCGUUGGCAGUAAGUACCAGCAUCAUUCUGGAUGUUGCAGCUCUCAAAUACAGAUAAUAGCAUGAUCAGCCACAUCAAUUUCUCAGUCUUGCACAACAUAGAAGAGCCAGCAAAGCAUUUUCAGAAAACAGGGGACACAAUCAAGACCACUGACAGUGUUUCAUAGCAAACAUGUUGUACAUGUGAAAUGCAUUGAACAUCACAGAUAAUGUCUGUCUGAGGUUAAUGAGAGACCUUAAAGCAGCACUGAAACAUCCUGUUAAUGUCGUCAGUUUAAAAUGUAGAGCUGUGAGGCUCACACACGGAGAGUCACACACACACGCAGUGACACGCAGGUGUCACAUAGGAGCUGUUAAUACCUUUUAUUUUCAGCAGAAAUGCUUAGUUUAGAGUUUGUGCAGAGCUGCAUGGUGAGUCACUUAAGGAUAAUGUGAGAGGGUUAAAAAUAAUGUAAGUUAACUGUGAGUGCCAAAAAUAAAUGAACUUUGACAUGACUAUAGAGGAAAUUGCUGAGAAAAAAAGAAAUUAAUAUAGCUGCCAAAGCUAUUUCACCAAGGUGCUUGAUGUAUAUGACUAAACCUCUUUUUGAGCCUAUAAAAGUUUGCACACAGAAAGGAAGAGCAAAGCAAAAAUGUAUGAAACAAUCAGCACUAUUACUUGUAACACGCUGCGAAUAGAUAACUAUACUCCUUCUGUUUGUAUUUCCACAUCUGUUUUAGAUGUUGUAGGGCUGGGUCAUAGAAUAAUCAAUGGAAACUGAUUCCAUACCUCGUUUUUACUUUAUAUUUGUUUGUUUCUGGGCACAGUUGUAUGUGAUGUUUCAUCCACACACUCACUGCUACAGUAAAACAUGAAUGUUUUAGGGGAAAAGCUCCCUUCUCCUUCAUCAUGGAUUUAUUAUCAGACACUGUUGUCUCAAUGUAAGU